AGGACCAUGAGCUCCAGUGAAAGAAGCCUUAUAUUGUAUAACAUAUUGAUUAAGAUUUUCCACAGCAUCAUAAAGGUGUGCAUUGAAGGCUCUCAUCUCCAUGGCUGCACAUACGAUUAAUGAUUCAUGUUUGAUAAAGAGAAGUCGUUGGCUAUAAGAACCGGCAGAGAUGCUAUCACUGCAGAAGGAGGAUGAGAAGAUGGACUGACUCAGCUUACAGUUUAGAGGUGAGCUCAGACAGACGUGGAGGCCAACGUUUCUUAGUGAUCAGUGAGCCGCUGGUUCAGAUCCCUGCAGGAGAGACUCUGAUCUACAGGCUGACCUGAAGACACCAGCAUGGAGGGCGCGGAGGGCGCGGAGGACGGCGUCGCUGUGGUUGGGAUCGGAUGUAACUUCCCUGGAGGAGAAGGUCUAGAAAAUUUCUGGAAGGUUCUGGUCAAUGGGAGAAACUGUUCUGUCCCAAUUCCUAAAGAACGCUUUGACACGGAGAGCUGGUACGACCCUGAUGACACCAGAGCGGGGAAAACCCGAACAGCAAGGGCGGCACUUAUGGACGGGUUUAAUGAAUUUGACCACAAGUUUUUUGGCAUCAGUGACAGUGAGGUGGAGCAGAUGGACCCUCAGCAGAAGCAGCUCCUUCAGUGUGUUUACAGGGCUCUGGAGAACGCCGGCAUUCCCAUGGAAAAAGCCAGCGGGACACGAACCGGAGUCUUUUUCGGAAUCAUGAACAGAGAUUAUGAAACCAACGCCGCACACGUGCAUCCCAGCGUGAUCAACCACUGGACCGGCACCGGGCUCGCCAUGAGCAUCGCAGCAAACCGGGUCUCUUAUGUCUUCAACCUCACAGGCCCCUCCCUAUCCUUAGACUCCGCCUGCUCUUCGUCGCUCGUGGCUCUUCAUCUUGCAUGUCAAUCCAUCAAACAAGGGGACUGUGACAUGGCCUUUUGUGGGGGGGUCAACUGCAUCAUUGAGCCAAGAGUGUUCGUAGCGCUCGGUAAGGCCAAGAUGAUCUCGCCUGAUGGAACCAGCAAGCCCUUCUCCAACCGAGCAGACGGAUACGGCCGCGGCGAGGGCUGCGGCGUUGUUCUCCUCAAACCACUCAAAAGGGCUCUCCUGGACCAUGACCACAUCUGGGGUGUCAUCACCAAAACUGCAAUCAACCAGGACGGACGCUCAGUGGUUCCUAUAACCAAACCCUCCAUGAAACAACAAGAGGAGCUGCUUCGCAGGAUCUACUCAGAGCAGGAUAUCGCAGCUGUUCAGUUCAUUGAAGCUCAUGGAACUGGAACUCCAGUUGGAGACCCAACAGAAGCAGAAAGUAUUUCAAAUGUCAUCACCAAAGUCAGGCCUCCUGGUUCUCAGGCCCUGUGGAUCGGUUCUGUAAAGAGCAACAUUGGACAUACGGAGUCUGCAGCUGGAAUAGCCGGACUCAUCAAAGUUCUGCUGAUGAUGAAGCACGAGACCAUUGUUCCCUCAGUUUUCUACUCCGAGGAAGCAACCAGUAUUGAUGUUAAAGCCCUGAACAUUAAAAUUCCUCAAAAGACGGAGACAUGGGAAUGCUCUGGUGCAAGACUGGCAGGUGUGAACAACUUUGGCUUUGGAGGAACAAAUGCACAUGCCCUUGUCACACAGUACCUACAACCACGUGCUGAACACAAGAGCAAUGAGAUGCCAGCAAAGUGUUUUGUUAUGUCUGCAAUGUCUCAGAAAUCCCUCACCAUGAUGAUUGAAGACACCAUCAAACAGCUGGAAGCAGAUAAGAAAGUUGAUCUGGAUUCUCUGCUGUUUACGUCAGCUUGCAGAAGAAGUCACCAACGACACAGAUACCGAAAAGUCCUGAUGGUUUCAUCUGUAAAUCAUCUCACUGAGGAGCUGAGGGCUACAGCUGCAAAGAAUAUCCGUCCAGCCCUCUCUGAUCCGCGGCUUGUGUUUGUGUUUUGUGGAAAUGGCCUGACUUACCACGGCAUGUGCAGCCAGCUUCUGAAAACUCAGCCUGUGUUCAGGAACAAGAUCACACAGAUUUCACACCUUUUCAAAGCUCUGAGCCCUCUUAACAUCGUAGAAACACUUGAGAGUGACUGUGGAGGUAGUGACUCCAAAAAUCCAGACGUUGUCCAACCUCUUCUUUUUGCUAUCCAGGUUGGAAUUACCACUCUUCUCCGACACUGGGGGGUCAAACCCGACGCUGUGCUUGGACACUCGGUUGGUGAAGUCGCAGCUGCUCACUGCUCUGGCCUGUUGUCUCUUGAAGAUGCUGUGAAGGUCAUAUACUUCCGCAGCAUCCUCCAGAGUAAGGUCACUGGCGGUAAGAUGCUUGUGGUCAGCAAUGUGGCAGUGUCAAAAGUUGAGUCUUUCCUGUCUCCGUACUCCAAGAAAGCGUGCCUUGCUGCCUUUAACAGCCCACAGUCUUGCACCGUCUCAGGUGAUGCAGACGCAAUUGAGGCCCUCCAAGAAGACUUAAGGAACUCUGAAAACAGUCAGAACCUUUUCUUACGCAUGCUGGAUGUGCCUGUUGCAUACCACAGCCAAAUGAUGGAUCCAAUCCUGCCAGAAAUAGAGAAGACGAUUGGUACCUUAACAGAACAAGACUUGCAAACGGAGUUGUUUUCCACGGUAACGGGAAGGGAAGUCCAGCAAGGAGACUUCUGUAAGGGAAGGUAUUGGGCAAGAAACAUCCGAGAGCCUGUUGCUUUUGAGCAGGCAGUGAGGUCAGCAACGAAAGAUAAGAAAGGCACCAUUUUUGUAGAGAUAGGGCCAAGAAGGGCACUGCAGAGAAACAUCAUGGAAACUCUUGGGAACAACACAGAAGUUCUUGCUUCAGUGGAGCCACAGAAAGAUCACCAGUCGGUCUUGUCAACUGUGUCAAAACUGUUUGAACUUGGCUUUCAAGUAGACUGGAACGACUUCUACAGAGGUAUCGAGGCAACACUGAUGCCCUUCCCAAGAUACCAGUUUGAUUGCUCUGAUAGAGAUGUCAUCAUUGGAGCAUCACAGAACACCAAAGGAAGUAGUCAUCCCGUGCUCUGUCAGAGAGGAAGUGAAAGCAACAUUUUCAGUUGUGAUCUCACGUCUGAAUCCACCGCUUACCUGAAACAGCACAAACACAACAACAUCCCAAUCGUCCCGGGUGCCUUUUAUGCCGAGUUAGGUUUGGCUUCGUUCCUUGCAAGUGCAAAUCCAAAAGUUCCCCUCAGCUCACUGCAGCUCAGUGUCAGCUUUCACAGUCCUUUUAUUCUAAUGCCGAACUCCCCUGAGAUGAAGGUUAAACUUGUAAAAAAUGAACAGGAGACAAGCUUCACAAUCCACUCCCCAUCUGCAGUGUAUGCAUCAGGUACGGUGGUGUCAAAGACAGAUACAGUUAUUGAGGAGCAGCAGAUUUCUCUGAAUUCCAUCCAGAAACGGUGCACCUCUGUGAUCAACUUUCAGGAAUUUUACAGUUAUUUGUCUCAAGGAGGCUUCCAGUAUGGAGAAGUCUUCCAGAAUAAAGCAGAGGUGCACUAUGGGAAGGACCUGAAGGAGGCUUUGGCAACUGUUUCUGUUUCAGAAGAGCUGAAAUGUCAUUUACACGACUACUGCAUUCAUCCAGUCGUUCUGGAUUAUCUGAUGCAGCUUCUGCCGGUCACAGUGGAGCACAUCUUCGCCGGUAGACCAGGGUUCCCUGCUCAAAUAGGCAGCAUCACUGUUUUUGGACCCCUGAAAAAUGAGAUGGUGAUCUACCUGAGAGCUACUGACGUGGGCUCUGAUCACUUUGAGGUUUGUGGCUGCUUUGCAGACAAGGGGGGUAGAGUGCUGGUAGAGGUAAAGCAUGUCAUCGUCAAAUACAUUGUUGGUCGGGAUCAUGUGGUAGAGGAGUACUUCUACCAUAACACCUUCACUGUUGUCUCUGAGAAGGUUCCUUCCUCUUCUCCUCCCCCAAAGGCUUUGGUCUUCUCUGACCAUUUAGGGAUCUCAGAAGGUCUACAAAAACUCUUACACCAAGACUCUAGAUAUGUUCCCUUCACACAUGCUAAGGAUAUCUUAACUAACGGCUUUUCUUCUCUUCUUGCAAAUCUCAAAAUAGCAAGUAUUGAGAAAACCUUCGAUGAGGUUUUGUUUCUGUGGGGUAAAGAAGACCUCACAUCACUAAAGGCCGACACCGUCCUGCAAAAUCUAGCAAACUGCUGCGAGGUUUUCCGCCAAAUAGUCCUUAAACUGAAGCAGAUCCAGUUCCUCAAGUCAAUCAGAGCAAUCACCUACCGUUCAUCAGACAUCACAGUGGAUCACGUAAGCCCAGGUUUUGCAAUUGCUGGUAUGACCAGAUCAUUUGCUGCAGAGAUACCGGAUCUUUCUGUCCAGCUGAUUGAUGUAAGCUCCGCCUCUCCUGAAGACAUCACAGCUCUGUUUGAAGUCCUGAGAUCGUACCCUUGCAGCAAGUAUCCUGAGUUAGUAGUAAAGGAUGGGCAGAUCUUCAAGCCCUCCAUUGUUCGGACCCAACCAGAAGCCACUGAUAAAACUGAGGCCAGUUAUGGCGCUUCAACUUCUGAUUUUUGCCUUUUUCAAACAGCUGACGCACAUAAGAUGACUCGACUGUCCGCUAUUCACUUUGUCAAGGAAGACGAUCCACUUGAUGAAACCUCUGUGGAAAUUCAGCCCAGCAAGGUUUGCGUUCAUACGUCGGACUACUUCCCUGUAAGUUCCUCACAUCUAACAUUCGGUCAAACUUUGUACUGGAACAAACACUCAUCUCAGAAGCACAGGCUUCUGGCUCUUGACUUCUCUGGUACCGUUACAGCAGUUGGAAAAGAUGUAAAGAAACUAAAAAUUGGAGAUCAUGUUGCUUCUUGUUAUCCUGUUGUAGCAGCUAGCAGGGUUAGGGUCCCAGAGGUCUUGUGCUACAACACCAAGAGGUUCCCAUUCCUCCAGAAAACACCCUGUGUGUCAUACUUUGUGCUAGCAUGGGAGAUCCUGCAUCGAGUCUUGCCCAGAACCAAGCAGAACCUCGGGAUUGUGUGCUCUGUGCCCGAUUCUUCCCUUGUAAAAGUCUUGGCACUUGCCUCUUUCAAAUCAGGCUGGAAUGUGGCGGUUGAUACUCAGUGCAACGGAUCCUUUGCAGAUGUUCGCCAUGUGGAGGCCUUUGUCAUCCUGCCACCGUUUGAUGAAUCUCUGACAGCAAAAGUUUUAAACUUUCCUGGAAUCCAGCAUGCUGUUAUCAUCUGUGACACUUGUAUGCAAGGUUCUGUUCCUCAGGACGUACUGCAGAGUGUAAAGGACAGCGUUGAUGUGCAGACUGUUCAGAUGAAAGACAUCUUGCAAAAGGGACACUUGAGAGCGCACAGGUCCCAGUUUCAUCCAUGGUUGAAGUCUUUGAACCUGAGCAGAAAAUUUGCUCUCAAGAACUUCACGUUUCAGAAACCUGAAGAAUCACGUUCAGAAAAUCCAUCAUCAUACUUCAGCACUAAGAUGCUGCCGGUGGUGGUUUUAGACAAAGAUGGAACGAUGUCUGACAUUCCACUCCUGCCAGCUAAGAGGGAGAUGUUCAGGAGGAGAUCGGUGUACGUGGUAGCAGGCGGCCUCUCUGGUCUCGGUUUUGAAACAGUCAAGUUCAUCUCGCAGAGAGGCGGUAAACACAUUGUCAUCCUUUCCAGGAGCAAACCAACAGCUGACGUUCAGCAGGAUAUAAACAAUGUGGAAAAACAGUGUGGAAAUCGGAUCAGGAGCUUGGAGUGCGACAUAUCCGUCUUUGAGCAUGUGCAGAGGGCUAUUACAACCAUUGGGCAGAUGUUUCCGGGUUGCCCAGUCAGAGGAGUGUUUCACAGCGCCGUCGUCUUGCAUGACGGGCUGAUCGAGACUCUUGACAGAUCCCUGUAUGAGAAAGUCCUAAAACCCAAAGUGAGCGGCGUGUUGAAUUUGCACCACGCCACACAACAGUGUCCGUUAGACUACUUUGUGUGCUACUCGUCUAUCUCAUCAUUCCUCGGGAACGCUUCUCAAACCAACUACGCUGCAGCCAACUCCUUCCUGGACCUGUUCUGUCGGUUCAGGCGCAGACUCGGACUGCCCGGUCAGUCCAUCAACUGGGGGGCGCUGAACCUCGGCCUGCUCCUGAACAAAGAGCAUUUCCAGCGCUUUCUGGAGGCCAAGGGGAUGAUGGUGUUAAACACGGCUGAAAUCCACAAGAGUCUGGAGCAGUGCCUCCUUCUCAACCGACCUCAGCAAGCUGUUUGCAGGUUUCACUUCAGAAACAUCAGAUACAACAUCCUCUCUCAGAACAAAGCCUUGACCAUGCGGCUUUCCGCACUAGUGGAGGAGGCAUUCCAGAGAUCUAGAGAGGUGGAGCCUCAGAUGAGAGAAUCGGACGCCGUCUCGCCUAAGGAGUACGUGUUUUCUCUGGUCUGUGAGACCGUCGGCGUGGACCCGACUGAACUGAGGGAGGAGUCACCUCUUUCUUCCUUAGGUAUUGACUCAAUGCAGGCCAUGACUCUACAGAAUCUGAUCUUUCAGGAGAGGGGAGUGAACGUGCCUCUGGUGAAGCUACUGGAUCCCUCUGCCACCCUCUCAACAGUGAUAGCUUUACUAAGUAAUGAAUCAGAGGAGGGAAAUGUUGGUUCUGUCCCGAAUGAAGACGUGGACGAUGUUCUGACCAGACUGUGAAAGCCACAGGAUCCAAACUGCACAAACACAUGGACUGAUAUGUAGGGCUGGGUAUCGCCAUUAACUUCCAGAGUCGAUUCGAUUCACCAGAACACCAGAAUCUAGAUUGAUUCCACUCAGAUUAUUUUUUUUAUUCUUUAAAUCUACUCAAUUUAACUAAGUUUUGUGUUUAAACAUUUAGACACAUUUGUUUAGAAAUGCAAUAAUGAUCUAUAUAUGUUUUGAAGAUAUUCACAUUAAUCUAUUCACUUACUAUAAAAUGUAUUGAUGAAAUUAAAAUGAGAUUGUUAAUAGCAUUCGGUGUUACAUGGAUUCUCUAACGGAGAAAUUCCAACAAUUGGACAGCGUUUCAGUUUGGCCACCAGGUGGCGAUCGCACUCUAACAUUACACCUUAUUCCAGAAGAAGAAGAAAGUAUGAGGAAAUAACGGUACUUUUGACCGUAAAUGGCUACUUUAAAAAGUAUGCCCUUAAAAGAAUUAGGAAAAUUCCUGCCUGUGACUUCAUAAAGAUGUUCAUUUAGUCAGCAAAGUAUGUUUAAGUCGUCCGAGUGUUAGAAUUAGCCGUCUUAUGGGAAAUUCCAUUAUAUGUUAGCAUUAAGCUAGCAGAUUUUACUACUAUGCAUUAGAUUGAUCUCUACUUUUAUUGAAUGAUUAUCAAUCUAUUCCGUUUUAUUAGUUUUAUCAGCCCAGCUCUACUGAUAUGCCAACAGGUUCUUUAGAUAAUCUCUGACCUAAAAUCAAAGCUUUUACUAAAUUUUACUAAUUUUGUAGCAUUUUAAAUUCUGCAAGAAAUAAUCUCUACAAUAAUAAUAACUAUUAAUUUACCCUUUACAUUCAUACAAUUUUCUUUUGCAUUUUUAAAAUUUUUUUAAAAAAUUAAGGAAUUUUUUAAUAGAAAAUUUACUUUUUAUUUUGUCAAUAAAGCUGUUUUUAAAAUGGGGAAAAGUUCUAUUCUCUGCCCACAUUUUACUACUAUUGUAAUAUAUAAAAAUGUCACAUUGUCACAAAAAACGAAAACAUUUAAGAAAUGUUUCAAAUAUACUUUCAAGUAAAAAUGCAUUUUAAAUUAAAGAAACAUUUUCAUUAAAUGUCAUUUUCUUUUUGCUCAUUGUUGUAUUAGGUGAUCCUCUUCUCUGUUUUAAAGCUUAAAAGUUUGAUAUUUUGGAUAAAAAUUAGAAGAAAAACUGAGCUUUAUUUUUGGCAUUUAAAGUAUUUCUUAGAGCAAGUUAUUUUUAAAAUAAAUAAAAACAGUUUGGCACUUAAAAUAGUUGAAACAAUAAAAUACACGAUUUAAAACAUGUUUUAACUGUUUAACAAUUUGAAAAGAGUUUUUAGAAUAUUCAAGUGUCAAUAAAAACACAAAGUAAACUGUAUACAUAGCAUUUGUCCCUGUAUAAUUUCAUUAAUAAAAUAUUUUUUUAUCUGAUUUUUUAAUCAAUUCAAUAAAUGAAUGAAUUCUUUUUUCUGUUUCUUUGUUUCCUGUUCACACCUGGUUUACAUUAGUAAUCAUCUCAGCUGCUGCUCAUUCUGAACUGCCCUUCAAAACAACCUAUAAA
Molecule: messenger RNA, 8187 nt
Organism: Oryzias melastigma (Indian medaka)
Lineage: Eukaryota; Metazoa; Chordata; Actinopteri; Beloniformes; Adrianichthyidae
Product: highly reducing polyketide synthase PKS6
Exons: 6
Coding region: 337-6630 (2097 amino acids)
Biological process (GO): fatty acid biosynthetic process
Molecular function (GO): fatty acid synthase activity; 3-oxoacyl-[acyl-carrier-protein] synthase activity
Source: RefSeq, a predicted model, not a curated record